Messenger RNA from Cannabis sativa, 675 nucleotides. RefSeq lists its product as uncharacterized. The transcript has 2 exons. Gene Ontology annotation, molecular function: nucleic acid binding; RNA-DNA hybrid ribonuclease activity. The record is from RefSeq and is a predicted model, not a curated record. Lineage: Eukaryota; Viridiplantae; Streptophyta; Magnoliopsida; Rosales; Cannabaceae. Bases 1 to 675 code for a protein of 224 amino acids.
AUGUCGAGAAGAGCCCCUUCAAGAUCAUCAUCACUAAUCUACAAAAGAAUUGGUAGUACUAAUAAUAGCCUCCAUUCAAGAUCUUCAUCUCAGCGGCCCACCUUAAGGGCUGCUUAUGUUGAUAGUAGAUAUCGCGGUUUCUCCUCCUCUUCCUCCUCCUCCUCGUCUUCUUCCUCAUCCUCAUCCUCAUCCUCGUACCCUUCCAUGUCAUCAGUAAUGUAUGGAAGUAGAUCAUAUGCGUAUUCUUAUGCAUUGAGUAGUUCUGCAUAUACAAGUGGUCCCAAACGCCAAGAUAUAUUUGCCUUCACGGUCCUCUUGGAGGGGUGCGUGGACCCGGUCAUAGCUGAAGUUGUGGGGGUUAAGGAGGCUCUGAGUUGGAUAAAGAGACACCAAUGGGGUCGUGUUGAUGUUGAGACAGAUUCUUUGGUUGUUGUUCAAGCAACUCGAGGUUCGGUAUUCAUUCCAUCUCCUUUUGGUCAACAUGUGUCUGCUUGUCGUACAUUGUUGGCUUCCUUACCUUCAGUCACUAUUAAUUUUGUUAAACGUUCUGUAAACAAAGCUGCACACUGUCUUGCUCGUAGCUCUUGUUUGUAUUCAGAUCGUAUUACUAUUUUCAGUAAGAGUACUGCUCCUGCUGAUCUUUUAUCUAUUAUAAUGGUUGAAACUUCAUUCUAA